Messenger RNA from Danio rerio (zebrafish), 6465 nucleotides. NCBI's taxonomy places the organism in Eukaryota, Metazoa, Chordata, Actinopteri, Cypriniformes, Danionidae. The record is from RefSeq and is a predicted model, not a curated record.
GUAAAUCCAUGUUAAAUGCUCAGUCACCUAAUCACAUAAAAUAUUCUGUGUCUGUCCUCGUGUACAAUAAUACGUGUAAAUAAAUCAGCAUAAGAAAUCCUAGUAAAUGCAAAUAGUUUCUAAAGACGUCAUUUUAAAACAUGUUGCUGGCACGCAAAAAACAUUCCGUCACAUAUAAUCGCUGCCUUAAUGUGUGUUAUUAUCUCUCGUAACAAACCAAUCAGAAAAGCUUUCCAUUCGUCUUUCUAAAACCCCCCACUCCCGUGAUAAGCCGUAGUGGGGGUGGGGGCAACACCGGCAUUCACCGGCCGGCUCCUCGAGAAACUGGAACUUCAGAAUCUGCUUCGUAACUGAGCAAUUAAGUGCCGCAUCGGGCUAAUUUGUGCUGUUUUGUAUGUGGAGCUGUGUUGUGCUCCGCGCAAUAACAAAUGCUUUAACUCGGGAAGGAAAUGCACACAAGUGAAAGGGCUGGAGCUGCGCGGAGCCCCUCGCAUUCUGCACCGCGGGUCGGUGGUGGACAUUCGUGUUUUCAGACUGGUAACAGCGGAUAGCGGUCGUGCUGGGCGCGGUGCGGGAUUACUAUGGAUCAAUGACACACACCUCAUAGAUAAUGGAAUACACAAAACUGUAUUUGCGCAUUUGGAACUGUUUGUAAGUAUGACCAGUUCACUGUUAAAAUACACCGAUCUGUACCUACUGGAUUCAUCAUAUCAAAGACGCUGUGGAGAUAUUCAAAGAGAAAAGUGAUUCGCUUCUAUUACAAGACAUGAGCAUAUCAUCUCUGGCACUAGGAUCAACGACGUAUUUAUGGAAAUUGGGUCUCUCAGAUGGCAUGAAACUGCAAAGACGUGACUGGACCUGAUGAGAUUCAGCGCUACGCUUCAUCAUUUCAGUGAUCCAGCUGCGUGGGUUGAACACUGAUGCUCCGAAUCUCUGAUGCUGAUGUUGGUUCAUCGCCCUUGCGCUGUUGCUGCAUUCUAGGAUGUUGCGACAAGUGUUGCACGAAGGGCUCAGGACGUCAUUCCACAAACUGGGCCACUUCGUCGCCAAUCACCCGGUGUUUUUCGCCUCAGCGCCCGUGCUGAUCUCAAUCCUGCUGGGCGCGAGCUUCAGCAGAUACCGCAUUGAGGAAAACGUGGAGUACCUGUUAGCUCCCAAACACAGCCUGGCGAAGAUCGAGGGGAACUUGGUGGAUAGUUUGUUCCCAGUGAACCGGUCCAAACACACGCUUUACUCGGACCUGCAAACACCCGGGAGAUAUGGCCGGGUCAUCGUGACUUCGCGCAGGGGGAGCGUGUUGGACCCUCAUCACGUCAACUCAGUCUUAAAGCUUCACAACACCAUCACUCAGAUCCAGGUUCCUAUGCUGGGAUUUAACUACACAUUUGCCCACCUCUGUCUGCUGGAUGAGAGCAAGAGCUGCAUUGUGGACGACAUCCUGCGGGUUCUGGAAGAGAUGAGAUCGGCGCGGGCAUCCAACCAUUCAGUACCCCCUCUGCGUUAUCCCAUCACCAAGCUCAAAGAUGGACGGGAGGCCUAUAUUGGUCACCAACUGGGUGGAGUCCUGGCAAGCGGAGGGAGAGACGGGGUGCGCUCUGCUCGAGCCCUUCAACUCACAUACUACCUGCAGGCGGUCAGUCCAUUGAAUGAAGUGGUUGCGGCCAGCUGGGAGCUGCUGUUUUGCAGGGAGCUGGAGAACUUUGGAAAGGCUCAUCCGGAGCUUAGUUUACACCCCUUCACCUCCUCUUCCCUUCAGAGGGACUUUCAAAGAACCAGUCGGGUAUCAGAGCGGCCGCUGCUCUUCAGCCUGGCUGUGUGUCUCUCGCUGGCCAUGCUGUGCUGUUCAAUGCGAGACUGUGUGCGUACAAAGCCCUGGCUGGGUCUGCUGGCUCUGGUGACCGUCAGCCUUGCCACACUCACCUCUGCUGGCAUCUUAAACCUCACUGGAGGGAAAUACAACUCAACGUACCUGGGGAUCCCUUUUGUCAUGUUAGGUCAUGGCUUGUUUGGCACAUUUGAGAUGCUGUCGUCUUGGCGACGGACCCGCGAGGACCAGCAUGUGAAGGAGCGAGUUGCUGCUGUGUUCUCUGACUGUAUGCUGCCCUUCACAGCUAGCACAGCCCUGCAUGUAGUCACCUUUGGCAUCGGAGCCAGUCCAUUCACAAACAUUGAAGCUGUGCGACUCUUCUGUCAGAACGCCUGUAUCUCAGUCCUCUUCAACUACCUCUACAUCCUCACCUUCUAUGGCUCCAACCUGGUGUUCGCUGGAUACCUGGAAAACAACUAUCGUCACAGUUUGUUCUGCAGGCGUGUACCGAAGCCCGAGCUGCUGCAGCAGAAGCCAGCAUGGUACCGCUUUCUUAUGUACACACAUUACAACGAGGAGGCCACGGAAGCAGGACCCCUGUGUGCUUAUGAAAGCCACCUACUGGUAGCCUUUAUGAAGCGGUACUACUGUGACUGGAUCACUAAUACCUAUGUCAAACCAUUCGUGGUUCUUUUCUACUUAGUCUAUGUUUCCUUUGCCCUCAUGGGCUACCUUCAGGUCAGCGAAGGGUCAGAUCUUAGUAAUGUGGUUGCCACAGAAACAAGCACUAUAGCUUAUACUCGUGCCCAACAGCGGUAUUUCAGUAGUUACAGUCCUGUGAUCGGCUUCUACAUCUAUGAGUCGAUUGAGUACUGGAACACCAGUGUGCAAGAGGACCUACUAGAGUACAUUAAAGGUUUUGAACGCAUUUCCUGGUUCGAGAGUUACCUUAACUAUCUUCAUGGGCUGAACAUCACUACUAGCCUGUCCCGCAGCAACUUUACAGAGCGCCUGCGCUCUGGCUUUCUGCGUCAACCCCGAUACGUGCAUUUCACAGAUGAUAUCAUCUUUGCCAAACGAUCAGAUGGGGAAUUUGACGUGGUGGCCUCACGUAUGUUUCUCAUUGCUAAAACAACUGAAAACAAACGAGAGGAGAUGUCUAUCCUACUGGACACACUGAGGAAACUGUCAUUGACCUCCAGGGUAAAAUUCAUCAUCUUCAAUCCAUCCUUUGUGUAUAUGGACCGAUAUGCCUCAUCAGUUGGAGCACCGCUGAAGAACUCUUGCAUCGCUGCUCUCUUUCUGCUUUUCUUUUCCACCUUCUUGGCAGCUGACCCACUGGUGAAUGCUUGGUUGACUGUGACAGUAGCCUCGGUUGAGUUUGGACUGGUUGGUUUCAUGACGCUCUGGCGGGUAGAGUUGGACUGCGUCUCAGUACUGUGUUUGAUCUACGGGGUGAACUAUGCUGUGGACUCCAGUGCUCCACUGGUAUCAGCAUUUGCUCUAGGCCGUGAAUCCACUCGAACACGCUGGGUGAAACUGGCUCUGGAGCAACAUGGGGUCCCUGCCUUGCAGAGUUACUUGUGUUACGGGGCAGCUUUGCUUCCUCUUGCAGCCGUGCCCUCAAACCUCACCCGAACGCUCUUUAGGUGCCUCUUUCUCACCGCCAUAAUCACAGCCUUCCACUGUUUGGCCAUUCUUCCUGUCCUGCUCACUUUCCUGCCUCCCUCCAAGAAAAAACGGCGAGAAAGAAAAAAUGCUGCAGAAAACAGGGAAGAAAUUGAGUGUGUGGAGAUGGUGGACAGCACUCGUGUGGUUGAUCAGAUUACCACUGUCUGACCGCAUGCCUAAAAGGGAGGCAGAUAAGGAUGUACAAGAAAGGAAAAGCCAAAACACCCCCAGGGGGCGAUGGAAAGAGACCUGUGAAAGCUGGGCUUUGAAGUUUAUGGGCAAAGAUGACUUUUAAGUACUUUACAAGUGUACUUAAGCAUAACAGGUACAAGCCUACAUGUUAAACAAGGCUUUUGUUUGAUCAUAAAUGCAGUUGACAAGUUAAAGAUUGAGUUAUUGAUGCUGAGAUGUAUCAUUGUGAUGGCAAAAGCCUUAUGCAGGUUUUGCUGCAGCUCAAAUGAGAGCGAGGAAGGCCAGAUGAACCACACUGCUGAACAGUUGCAGAUAAUCACAGAGGGAGGGCUCCUCUGGUCUGCAGUAUUACAGCAGCAGUAAAGCGGAAACUGUAACAAGCUAUUGCUCUGUCAAGGCAUAGAUAGAGACUUCUGAUGCCCCAAGAACCAUACAAAUAAAUUCAGGGGCCAAGCAGCCAUAUUUGUACCUGCUGAUAGCCAUGACUUUGAUACACCCAGUGUCACCUCCUCCAAAAGGUUUGGUAACACCGUAUAUUUGUGGGAUUAUGGGAUAUAGUGAUAGUAUCUUUUCAAACUCCCAGAUAAGAUGAAAGCCACCUCCCCCACAAUGACCAAUGUGUUGGAGACAUUUAUGACUGGUCUUUUUAAAUAGAACGUAAAAAGAGAAAAAAAUGGAUUGGAGAAAGUGAAGGACAGAAGGGGGUGGGGAUGAGCUUUAGAGAUACACAGAAGCAGCAAGCCUCUGCAGACAGGUUGGUAUGAUGUGAAAUUCUUUCAGGGUAAUUCAUACUCACAAUUGAGUUGCAUAGUGCAUGUUUGAUUUCAAUUAGAGCAUCACUUACCAAUUAAGUCACAGUGGAGAGUAUAUUCUUUGAAGGAUUCAUGCCUGCUUCUCCUUGCUUAUUCUGUUUGUCUCUAAAAAUGCUGAAAAUCACCUUGUCACAGACAAUGCUCUUCAUCAAUAUGCAUGAGCUAGAGUCCCUUCGUUUUCACCCUCCUUUGCCCUCUGUAAAAAAAGAGAGAGAGAAAGAUAAAGAGACCUGGGGCAGAAAUAGAGCAAGGGAAAGGAGCAUCUGGCGAUCAAAUCUACUUUUCAAAUUCUCCUCUAAGCCAAAAGCAACUGAUGUCAAAUCAGUCAAGAGGUUUAACAGACUGUAUUUGUGUGGAGAAAGAGUCUCUUUUUUUAAACAUGUGGACUGCGACAAUGACAUUUAUUAUGUGUUUGGCAGCUUGUGAAUUGGUGCUGAUUAUAGCUACAAAUAUAAAGACCAAGAAAAGGGAAAAUACAUACACAUGAUCGGAUACUUUCGCAAUUAUAAUCUGGCAUCUGCAAAAUAGUUUUUGAUCAUUGCCCAUCUACUUGACCACUAGAGCUCACCUACUCCAUUCUCUUCCUAAGUAGCACUUCAGCCUGCAAUCAUCUGGAGAUAUUCCCACACCUAUAUGGUUAAUUAAAUCAGCCCAUAUAUAUUUACCAUGCUAAAGCCUCUCACAGCUGAUCUUACUGAUCUCCGUGCAGUAGCCAGUACUCAAUACUCUCUCUGACUAAUCUAAGGAUAGUGCUCUGAAAGAUUCUCUCAACAAUUUAAUUAAAGUCUUUUACGAUCUCUGAGUGACCCCAGAUCAGCAACCCAACAGAAACUUUGACUGAUGUAAUGUGAGUGUUCAGACAGCUGUCUGAUCUCAGAACAGUGCUGUAAAUAGGCCUCUUGGUAAUUUCUGAAAAACUCUGAAACACAUCAAUUCAUGCUUUUUGUUCAGCACUAUUUUGACAGGCCCAAAUCAUUUAUACUUAAUUCAUAUGUUUAUUUAUCUAAGUUUUCUUAAAUUAAGAUAGAUUUGCACGAUACGAAAAACAGCAUAAUAUAUUAAAGCUUGUUUUCAAAGAAUAAAUCAGUUUUAUUAUUUUUUAGUUUUUAAUUUAAAGCACAAGUGAGCAAAAUAUUAAGUUUGCUAAUGGAAUAAGAACAUCAGUCUUUUCCAAGAACGUCUUAUAAAACCUUAAUAAUUAAAGGGAUAGUUUACCCCAAAAUGUACCUUACCAUUUACUCUCCCUCAUGUGGCUUCAACAUUUAUUAUUUGCUUUCUUCUGUUGAACACAGAAGAAGAUAUUUUGGAAAAUGUUGGUUGCUAACACCUAUAGAUAUUUACAUCAGAUGUCGCCUACGUUGUUGUUGUCGAUUGGAAGGAAUGUGUCAAUACAGCCACCAUUUUAGUACAGGGUAGCGCUCCAUUGAAAUAAAUGUGGGACCAAGGUGUAGUGGAGGGCUGGCCAUCUGGAGCCAUAGAUAUAAACACAUAUACAUAUAUCUAUGAUUGGGAGUUUUCCUGGUGUUCAGUAUGCAAAUAUUUUUUAAAUUAUGAAAAUUCAAAUUUUACAUGACUUUUCUCUAUUACUGGAUAAGUGAUCACACAGGCAUUGCUGACAAUGAGCAUGUGUUUAUGUGCACGGAAAUGUAUUAUCCUCCCUCAAUGUUAAAUUCCACUUCUAAUCCUAACGGAGGGAGCAAUUCCUUUAUGAAUGAAUCUCCAUUAUGAAUGACUCGUGUGAUAUUCCUUCGUCUCAAUGUGCAAAUCUACCUUUUUCAUCUAAAUGGUAUGAAAAUUAUAAUAUUAAAUUGAGGUGCAGGCACUGUUAUCAGACACCCUUAUAAGUUACUUCAAAAACUAACAUUAAUAAUAAUUGAAGUUUCUGGUAGCGCAGAAUCUUUCCUGCAGGCACAGGAUGUCAAUAUGACGUCAUAUUGACGUUGUACCCCACUGUCGUGGGGACGUUGGAUGGUGAUUGGAAAU